This is a messenger RNA of Chionomys nivalis (European snow vole), 1730 nucleotides long. Its product is annotated as cytochrome P450 2C25-like. The transcript is spliced from 9 exons. Gene Ontology annotation, molecular function: iron ion binding; heme binding; oxidoreductase activity, acting on paired donors, with incorporation or reduction of molecular oxygen, reduced flavin or flavoprotein as one donor, and incorporation of one atom of oxygen. Gene Ontology annotation, cellular component: intracellular membrane-bounded organelle; cytoplasm. NCBI's taxonomy places the organism in Eukaryota, Metazoa, Chordata, Mammalia, Rodentia, Cricetidae. The record is from RefSeq and is a predicted model, not a curated record. Gene Ontology annotation, biological process: xenobiotic metabolic process. The coding region runs from base 1 to 1473 and encodes 490 amino acids.
AUGGAUGCAGUUGUGGCCCUGGUGCUCAGCCUCUGCUGUCUCCUUCUCCUCUCACUCUGGAGACAGAGCUCUGAGAGAGCGAAGCUCCCUCCUGGCCCCACUCCUCUCCCAGUUCUUGGCAACUUCCUGCAAAUAGAUGUGAAGAACGUUAGCCAAUGCUUGACCAAUUUCUCCAAAAUCUAUGGCCCUGUGUUCACUCUGUACAUUGGCAUGAAACCCACUGUGGUGUUACAUGGGUAUGAAGCAGUGAAGGAGGCUCUUAUUGAUCAUGGGGAGGAGUUUGCUGGCAGAGGAAGCUUCCCAAUAGCUGAAAGAGUUAGUAAAGGCCUUGGCAUUGUUUUUAGCAAUGGAAACAGAUGGAAAGAGAUAAGGCGCUUCACUCUCACAACCCUGCGUAAUUUGGGCAUGGGCAAAAGGAACCUUGAGGACCGUGUUCAAGAGGAAGCACAGUGCCUUGUGGAGGAACUGAGAAAAACUAAUGGUUCACCCUGUGACCCCACGUUCAUCUUGAGCUGUGCUCCCUGCAAUGUCAUCUGCUCCACUGUUUUCCAGAAUCGUUUUGACUAUAAAGAUCAGAAUUUUCUUAACUUGAUGGAAAAGUUAAAUGACAAUGUCAGGAUUCUGAGCUCCCCCUGGAUACAGGUCUGCAAUAAUUUUCCUUCACUAAUUGACUAUUGUCCAGGAAGUCAUCACACAGCAUUAAAAAAUGCUGAGUAUAUCAGAAAUUACCUUUUGGAAAGAAUAAAAGAGCACCAGGAAUCACUGAAUGUUGCAAACCCUCGGGACUUCAUUGAUUAUUAUCUGAUUAAACUAAAUCAGGCAAACCACAAUCAACAAUCAGAAUUUACACUUGAAAAUCUGGCAGUGACUGUGUUUGACCUGUUUGGUGCUGGGACAGAGACAACAAGCACAACACUGAGAUAUGCUUUACUGCUCCUGCUGAAGCACCCUGAUGUCACAGCUAAAGUCCAGGAAGAGAUUCACCGUGUGGUUGGCAGAAACCGCAGCCCCUGCAUGCAGGACAGGAGCCACAUGCCCUAUACAGAUGCCAUGAUUCAUGAGGUCCAGAGAUUCAUCAGCCUCAUCCCCAUCAACCUGCCCCAUGCAGUAACCUGUGACAUUAAAUUCAGGAACUACAUCAUCCCCAAGGGAACAACGGUAAUAACAUCACUGACAUCAGUGCUGAAUGACAGCAAGGAAUUUCCCAACCCAGAGAUAUUUGACCCUGGCCACUUUCUAGAUAAGAAUGGAAAUUUUAAGAAAAGUGACUACUUCGUGCCAUUUUCAACAGGAAAACGAAUUUGUGCAGGAGAGGGUCUGGCACGAAUGGAGCUGUUUCUGUUUCUCACCACCAUUUUACAGAACUUUAAGCUGAAAUCGCUAGUUAAUACUAAGGAUAUUGAUACCACCCCAGUGUUCAAUGGAUUUGCCUCUGUGCCACCCCAAUACCAGCUCUGCUUUAUUCCUGUCUAAAGAAGAGCAGAUUGCCUAGCCCAAGCCGUAUUGUUUUCUGCAGUUUUCCUCUAGACCUUAUUCACCUCCUUCCCCAUCAGGGACAAAAUGUCCUUCCCUCCUCUCAUGUUUCCCAUUCUGUCACUUCCCAGGAAACCCCUGUUAACCGUUUGGCAACUUGUUGAAUCACAGUAGAAAUAUAUUGCUAUAUUCUAUUCUCUGCAACUGUGUUAUUAUUCCUUUUGCUAACGUGUAUCUGGUCUUUAAUUAAAAUAAAA